AUGGCGGGCACACGGAAUUAUGACUUCUUGAUCAAAUUAUUGUUGAUCGGGGACUCUGGUGUGGGCAAGUCGUGCUGUCUCUUGCGGUUUAGCGAAGACUCGUUCACCCCCUCAUUCAUCACUACCAUCGGAAUUGACUUCAAGAUCCGUACAAUUGAGCUGGAUGGGAAACGGGUGAAGUUGCAGAUUUGGGACACUGCGGGUCAGGAGCGCUUCCGAACCAUCACGACGGCAUAUUAUCGAGGUGCCAUGGGUAUACUGCUUGUCUACGACGUUACAGAUGAGCGAUCCUUCCACAGUAAAUAUCCUGCCCUCCCUUUUUUUUUCACCUUUGCUCUCUGUCUUUCCAUGACCUUGGCGUGCGAUUGUUCAAAAGGUGUCAUCACUAACCCCUAUUCACCUCUCCUAGACAUUCGAACCUGGUUUUCAAACGUCGAGCAGCAUGCCAGUGAGGGUGUGCACAAGAUUCUGAUUGGAAACAAGUGUGACUGGGAAGAGAAGAGAGCGGUUUCCACGGAGCAGGGCCAACAACUCGCCGAUGAGCUUGGUAUCCCCUUCCUGGAGGUGUCGGCCAAGAACAACACCAACAUUGAGAAAGCGUUCUAUAGCCUUGCCUCAGACAUCAAGAAGGGCAUGGACACUUCCAAGACCGAACAGACUGGUGCUCAGGGGGUCAGUAUAGACCAGGGCUCGUUGAAUGGUAACACUGGAGGAAAGUGUUGCUAG
Messenger RNA from Penicillium alfredii, 726 nucleotides. RefSeq names its product Rab family GTPase srgA (gene srgA). NCBI's taxonomy places the organism in Eukaryota, Fungi, Ascomycota, Eurotiomycetes, Eurotiales, Aspergillaceae. Gene Ontology annotation, cellular component: endosome; plasma membrane. Gene Ontology annotation, biological process: regulation of exocytosis; protein secretion; protein localization to plasma membrane. The record is from RefSeq and is a predicted model, not a curated record. The transcript is spliced from 2 exons. Bases 1 to 726 code for a protein of 241 amino acids. Gene Ontology annotation, molecular function: GTP binding; GTPase activity.